AUGCAUCUUCCACCCCUAGAUAUAGGAGUAGUCGUGAAGACCAGAGCAAAAUAUCCAAUAAUAAAUCAUCAGUACGAUUGCGUUGUCGUAGGAGCAGGUGGAGCAGGAUUAAGAGCAGUUUAUGGUUUGGUUCAACAUGGUUUUAAAACUGCUUGUAUUACCAAGUUGUUUCCAACAAGAUCUCACACUGUUGCAGCACAAGGAGGAGUGAAUGCCGCCUUAAGUCAUUUUGAGGAUGACUGCUGGAAAUGGCACAUGUAUGACACUGUAAAGGGAUCUGAUUGGCUCGGCGACCAGAAUGCUAUCCAUUUUAUGACAAAAGAUGCUCCUAGAGCUGUUUUAGAACUAGAAAAUAUAGGAAUGCCAUUCUCAAGAAAUAAAGACGGUCGAAUAUAUCAAAGAGCUUUUGGUGGACAAACUUUGAAACGAGGAGAAGGAGGUCAAGCACAUCGGACAUGUGCUGCUGCUGACGCGACUGGUCACUAUAUGCUGCAUGCCUUAUACGGAGAAGCUGUCAGACACAAGUGCAAAUUUUUUAUAGAAUACUUUGUACUUGACCUUUUGGUUACAGAGGAUAAGUGCUGUGGUGUAUUAGCUUGGAAUCUAGAAGAUGGUACUUUACACAGAUUCUUCACGAACAAUACUGUGUUGGCUACAGGAGGUUUUGAACGAGCAUAUUUUUCUUGCACAGCAGCACAUACAGUAACAGGAGAUGGAACUGCCAUGGUAACAAGAGCUGGUUUUCCUUUACAAGAUUGCGAAUUUAUGCAAUUUCAUCCUACGGGAAUUUAUGGUUGUGGAGUUUUGGUAACAGAAGGAGCUAGAGGCGAAGGUGGCUUUCUACUAAAUAGCAAAGGUGAACGGUUUAUGGAGAAAUAUGCACCGAAAGCUAAAGAUUUAGCAUCUAGGGACGUGGUCUCACGUUCAAUGGCAAAAGAAAUCAUGGAGGGGCGAGGAUGUGGUCCUGAGGGAGAAUACAUACAUUUACAGCUUAGUCAUCUUCCCAAGGAAAAAAUUAUGCGUCAACUACCGGGUAUCAAGCAAACUGCUAUGGAUUUUGCUGGUGUAGAUAUUCUGAAACAGCCUAUUCCUAUUGUACCCACUGUGCAUUAUGCUAUGGGAGGUAUUCCGACAAAUUAUAGAGGUCAAGCGAUUACUCAAGUGGCCCCUGGAAAAGAUCAAAUAGUUCAAGGAUUAUUCGCUUGCGGCGAAUGUGCUUGUGUAUCUGUACAUGGUGCCAACAGACUUGGAGCUAAUUCUCUUUUGGAAACUAUUGUUUUUGGAAAAUCAGUUGCCGAUACUAUUGCUCAGUAUAGUUGUCCUGGUGAUGUGAUAGAUAUUGACGAGAGUCUUGGGCAAAGUUCAUUAGAAAAUUUCGAUAGAAUGCGGAAAGCGGAUGGAAAACAAUCAGUUGGUACGUUGCGGCUGAAACUUCAAAAAGCGAUGCAGAAGCAUGCGGCUGUGUUUAGAACACAAGAGCUUCUUGAACAGGGUUGUAAAGUAGUCUCCGAACUCUAUUGUGAAUUGAGUGACAUAAAGAUUUGUGAUACGGGCAUGAUUUGGAAUACUGAUUUGGUAGAAGCACUUGAGCUUCAAAAUCUAUUCAUCAAUGCGCUACAAGCUAUAUAUGCCAUGGAACAACGAAAAGAAUCCAGAGGUGCCCAUGCUCGAGAUGAUUAUCCGAAACGCAUAGACGAAUAUGAUUAUAGCGCUCCAAUACGAGGACAGAAGAAAAAGGACAUUGAAGAUCAUUGGCGGAAACAUACUCUUUCAUGGAUGGAUGUAGAGACUGGCGAGAUUUGCUUCACAUAUCGCCCGGUAAUCGAUUGCACAUUGGACGAAGAUGAGUGUCCACCGGUCCCACCAAAACCAAGGGUGUAUUAG
This is a messenger RNA of Diorhabda sublineata, 1884 nucleotides long. RefSeq names its product succinate dehydrogenase [ubiquinone] flavoprotein subunit, mitochondrial-like. Gene Ontology annotation, molecular function: succinate dehydrogenase (quinone) activity; flavin adenine dinucleotide binding; electron transfer activity. Gene Ontology annotation, biological process: tricarboxylic acid cycle; mitochondrial electron transport, succinate to ubiquinone. The transcript has 11 exons. The record is from RefSeq and is a predicted model, not a curated record. NCBI's taxonomy places the organism in Eukaryota, Metazoa, Arthropoda, Insecta, Coleoptera, Chrysomelidae. The coding region runs from base 1 to 1884 and encodes 627 amino acids.